Molecule: messenger RNA, 2430 nt
Organism: Rana temporaria (common frog)
Lineage: Eukaryota; Metazoa; Chordata; Amphibia; Anura; Ranidae
Gene: SLC5A12
Product: solute carrier family 5 member 12
Exons: 15
Coding region: 203-2125 (640 amino acids)
Biological process (GO): transmembrane transport; sodium ion transport
Cellular component (GO): membrane
Molecular function (GO): symporter activity; lactate transmembrane transporter activity
Source: RefSeq, a predicted model, not a curated record
AACACAAUUUAUAGUCUGAAAACAACUCAAUGCAUCUUUUUGCACUUUGGGGCUGCUUCGGCUGUGUACACAAUAUACAAUAUCUACCAAACCUCUUAUGCUACCAGUUUAUAUUGAUUGAAAUCCGCAUUUACUAAAUGGAUGCAAUAUAGAAGCUGUACAUGUUUAAAUACCUGGAAAAGAAAGAAACAAGGCAGACAAGAUGACAAUGUUUGAAGAACCUCCAAUAAGUAACUUUUCGGUGUGGGACUAUGUUGUGUUUGCAGCUCUCUUAGUUGUUUCGGCAAGCAUUGGAGUCUUCUUUGCAAUUAAAGAAAGGAGAAACAAGACAUCCAAUGAAUUCUUGGUGGGUGGGAGACAGAUGACCUGUGGACCUGUGGCUCUGUCACUAACUGCUAGUUUUAUGUCUGCAAUUACCGUUCUGGGGGCUCCAGCAGAAGUUGUCCGCUUUGGAGCACACUACCUCUGGUUCCUUAUUGCCUAUACCUGUGUGAUCAUAAUUUCUGCCGAACUCUUUAUACCAGUAUUCUACCGGUCUGGGAUUACUAGCACUUAUGAAUACCUGGAAUUUCGGUUUAGCAGACCUGUCCGUUAUGUUGCUACUAUUAUGUAUAUUUUACAAACGAUUCUAUACACUGGAGUAGUUGUGUAUGCACCAGCUUUGGCCUUAAAUCAAGUGACUGGAUUUAAUCUGUGGGGAUCUGUGUUUGCCACUGGUAUUGUCUGCACAUUUUACUGCACAUUGGGAGGACUCAAGGCAGUUGUAUGGACAGAUGCCUUUCAGAUGGUUGUGAUGGUCGUUGGAUUUUUAUCAGUUCUUGUUGAGGGAACAAUCCAAAAUGGAGGUCCAAGCGAAGUAUGGAAGAUAGCUAGGAAUGGAUCACGCUUGGACAUUGUUGAUUUCGAUGUAGAUCCACUAAGAAGACAUACCUUCUGGACUAUUGCAGUGGGAGGAACAUUUACAUGGCUAGGCAUUUAUGGGGUCAACCAGUCAACUAUUCAGAGAUGCAUUUCGUGCAAAUCAGAAAAACAUGCAAAACUAGCCUUGUAUCUUAACCUGAUUGGACUGUGGGUGAUUUUGGUUUGUGCCGUAUUCUCUGGACUGAUCAUGUAUGCACACUUUCAAGGUUGUGAUCCCUGGACUGCAGGAUUUAUAAGCGCUCCUGACCAGAUGAUGCCCUACUUUGUUAUGAACUUAUUUGAAAAAAUGCCUGGACUGCCGGGACUCUUUGUGGCAUGUGCCUUUAGUGGUACAUUGAGCACAGUAGCUGCAAGUAUCAAUGCUCUUGCUACUGUCACCUAUGAAGACAUUGUUAAGAACCUUUUUCACAACAUUUCUGACAGGAAAGGUACCUGGAUUAGCAAAGGCUUGUGUGUGCUGUUUGGCGCAUUGUGUACUGUAAUGGCUGUAGUCGCAUCAUUUAUGGGUGGUGUUGUGCAGGCUGCUCUUAGCAUCCACGGGAUGUGUGGUGGCCCCAUGCUAGGAUUGUUCUCUUUGGGGAUUUUGUUUCCAUGGACCAAUUGGAAGGGCGCUCUGGGAGGUGUCCUGACUGGAUUUGUUAUGUCAUUUUGGGUUGCAAUUGGAGCAUUUAUAUAUCCAGCUCCAGCUAUCAAGACCCUGCCACUAUUACUAAGGACAGAUCAAUGCAUUCUACUUAACGUAACUGCCAAUUCCACGAUGUCUACACCUUUACUUACCACAUUGUCUGCUACUACUGCGCCAGAACGGUCUGUCUUGGAAGAUAACUGGUACAGUUUAUCUUACCUCUACUACAGCGCUGUUGGCUAUAUAAGCUGCCUCAUUGUGGGAUUAUUGAUCAGUUUUAUAACAGGUCCCGAACGUGGAAAGAAUAUUAGGCCACUGCUGAUAAGACCAGUCUGUAAUUUGGUCUGCUUCUGGUCAGAGAAGUACAAGAAAAAGUGUUGGUGUGGAGUCCCCCAUGAUGAAAUUGAUGAGGAGCUGGAUCAUAAUGGUUUGAAGAAAGACAUUUCAAUGACGUCAUUGACAGACCAACCAGAAGAACAGGCAUAUGACAAAGACUCCAUCCGAAAACCUCCACCUGGUUAUAAUGAAGAAGAAAAAUCAUAUACAAACACAAGUGUAGAUAAAGAAUGUCGUAUGUAAAUAGCACAAGGUCCAUUAUGUUUACUGCAGCAUUGGGAUGUGUGUAACAUCCAUAAGACGCUCAUUGCAUUAAAGUGUUUCUCUGCUGAAUCUUCAUCAAUGGUUACUGAAAGUGCUGCUAAGGACGACAUCAACUGUAUAGUAUUUAUCCUUUUUUUAUUCAUCCUUUAUUUGAUGUAAUUUACAGCAAAAUAAUAGAUGGAGGGCUGAAAUUAUGAAAUACUUAAUGUUGCUAUUGCUAACAAUGUUGCUAAGAAUGAGACAGAAGGCCCUUUAGAUUGUGAUUAAAAUGCAAUUGAACCCAA